Bolinopsis microptera is the source of this 1202-nucleotide messenger RNA. RefSeq lists its product as uncharacterized. The record is from RefSeq and is a predicted model, not a curated record. The transcript is spliced from 7 exons. The coding region runs from base 51 to 1202 and encodes 383 amino acids. NCBI's taxonomy places the organism in Eukaryota, Metazoa, Ctenophora, Tentaculata, Lobata, Bolinopsidae.
UAUAUGGUACAGAAUGGCAACCUCCCCAUUUGAGCUCCUCACCACUUCACAUGGUAAACAAAGCGUCCACUGAUCUACGUCAAGCUUGUCAGACCGCCCUGGCUUCCACUACCAUGUCUGAGUCAAAGAUAAAGAUCGGACUUACCCGGGGUUUGGUGGACGGCGGGGAAAUAUUCGCUCAGUUCUCCCUCUCCUCUACCGCCCAUUACCAGCAUCUCUUCACCUACAUCAGUGCCAUUUGCUCCCGAGAGAAGGUGCUGGCUAUUUACUGGUUUAACCGUCACGACAGGGAGUUUGUUCUCAUCCACGACAACACUUCUAUGGACCUGUGCCUUGUCCAGUCCGGGCUCCAUGAGAUUCUCUACAUAAUAACAGAGAGCUGCAGUAAGCUGCACGGCUACAACUCUAAACAUAAACCUGAGCCCAUACAACUCAAGACUUCCUCCCCUAGCUCGGGGCCUAGUCCUGAUACAGCUAACUUGGAGCGGUCUAGCGAGGAAGACCAACCGAGCAGCACUCAGCAGGGAGAACAACACAUUCCUCUAAGGAAGAUGAAGAAGAGUGCUAGUUUGGAGUGGAGUUACGAGCAUCCCCCCUCCGUACAGGAGGUUUCUUCCAGAGAUGAGUCUGCAUUUGAUAUGACAGCUAGGGGAGAACGACCAACCUACUACCCGUACUUAGAGCACUACCAGCCGAGCUACCCCGCACGACCCAAACCCCACAGAACCCCCACUAGAACGAAGCGUGCCGAGCCUAAACUCAACAAGUACCACUCCCAGUCCGACCAGUCAGGCUCACUGAGCGACUCAGAUGAAGCUGCAAACGCAAAAGAAGUUGACCAAUUCGUGGAACAAGAGCCGCCGAAAAGGAAAAAGAAAGCAAAGCGGCGCGCGAACCGUGCAGCACUUGAACAGAAGAGGCAAGAAAUAGAAAUGGAGAGUUUUAAAGAGUUCGCUUCUACUGUGACGGCCGAUUAUCUUGCAGAAAUGUGCAGGGAGAGAACUGAAACAGAGCGAGCGAGUAAAGCGUCCAACGGUAGGAGAUUGAUCUGGGUAACGCUGUGGUUAGCCUCCUUUGUGUAUGCCUGGUAUAACAUAGCACUCAGUAUAGGAGUCUUUAUGAGUAAACCGACAGCAACGAAACUAAACUUUUACGAAGCCGUCCAGCGACGGUGUCAUUUUCCCGACCGUGACCAUUUGUAA